Biomphalaria glabrata is the source of this 9370-nucleotide messenger RNA. RefSeq lists its product as uncharacterized. The coding region runs from base 590 to 6580 and encodes 1996 amino acids. Gene Ontology annotation, cellular component: membrane. The record is from RefSeq and is a predicted model, not a curated record. NCBI's taxonomy places the organism in Eukaryota, Metazoa, Mollusca, Gastropoda, Planorbidae. Gene Ontology annotation, molecular function: serine-type endopeptidase activity; protein binding. Gene Ontology annotation, biological process: proteolysis; acrosome reaction. The transcript is spliced from 43 exons.
GAGUGUGGGAGAUUGAGAGGGGAGGUAACGUGCUGAAAGGGGGCCAAACUCUUUACUAGGUAAAAAAAAAAUUAGAAAAUAUUCCGGAAUUCGUCACAAGCAUAAAUGAGUCAAGAGGUUAGCACAUAUAAAGUCUUCAGCCCACAGAACAGACAGACUAGACGAAUAAAAUAAGGUUAAAGACAAAGGUAUAAUUGGCCAGGUCAAAGUGGCUUUUUGAAAGUAAACACGCGACAGAGACAGUUGUAGAAGGAUGUGUGAACCACUAAUGUGUCGCUCAUUGAGGAAGACACAAACAUUCCGAUUGAGCGGACUCCCAAACACUUUGGAUACUCUAGUUGCAAGCAUAUAGUGGUAUUCUGUGGAUAAGACAAAAACUAAUUAAUUAAAUCGUGUUAACAUUUCAGCAAAGAAGAAUAAUUUCAGAUUUUUCUUACCAAUUCAAAAGGACAUCACUUGGUUCAUUGCGCAAACUAUUUAGUUUGGAUGUGUCCAGAUUCAGCAUAUCAUUGAACACAUCAAUUGUUAAAUACAUUUAAAGUAUUUUCCUGGACUAUACAUUGGAUUGAGAAGUCUGUGAGUCUGAAAAAUGGUGCUGGCAUCUAUUGGGGGCAGAGACGAAAAAUCAAACAUCUCUCUAACUCGUUUUUCCUCCAUUGAGCCCCGCAGCCCAACCUCCCCCCAGUCCCCCAAAGAAGGUGACAAUUACCACAUCUACCCGUUACCUAACGAUGACGACGAGGUGUUCGCGGAUGAGAAGGAAGUGCCCAAGACAUACAGCGACAUCGCGCCCUCCCCUCCCACCCCCGGCACAGCGCCCUCUACGGAGUCCAAGAACUGGCGCAGACGACAGCUGUUGCUUCAUCACGUGAUCUUAAUUGUGUUGGGCGUGGUCAUCGUCUUGGGGCUGGCGGUAGGGAUCGCCCUGGCCAUUAUGUUUGUAAAUACUUCAGCAUCGACCAUAACAACUGUUUCCCCAGCAGAAGUCAUACUCUACAAUGGUCAGUUGACGCUAUCCUCUCCUUGGAUGAAAUCGGAUACAGAUUUAGAACUCACUUUCUUACAAAAUGUAAAUGUAAUCAUCCAGUCAUCUGAUUUAUAUAAAGCUUUCAUUAAUUCAUCAUUUGUACAUUUAAGUUAUAAUAGAACAUUAUUACAUUUCACUAUGAACUUUAAGAAACAUGUCCUUAUGGAAAUAGCUGAUCAGAAUGUACAUAAAGGAACUGUGAUCAACACAGCUGAUCAGAACAUUGACGUAUGGUUGGCCCAAACCAUACAAGAUAUUUUACGUAACCAGGUUGUGAAAAAUACAGUCGUCCUCACAAUGCCGAUUGUAGCUGACUCUAUUGUGAUUUUAGUAAACAUUCCGGUGACUUCACCUCAUUCAUCAACUCCAGCUCCAACAGAAUCUUCAGGACAGUGCCUACCUAUGACAUAUGAGCCUUGUCAUUCAGUCUUAAAAUCUUCCCAUUUUUUUCUUCCAAAUCAUUACAAUCAUUCAAUAACCCAGCAAGCCACUGCUGCCUUUAAUGAGCUGUCGAAACCUCCAUUUGAUUUGAAGUGUUCACACUCCUCUCUUUUGUUUCUAUGUUCAUUGCUGUUCCCUCCAUGUGAAGAGAGCUCUUUGGCUCCAGUUCAGCCUUGUGAUACUUUGUGUGAAGUUGUGAAGAGUGGAUGUGGGACUUUUAGAGGCUGGCCUCAGAAUUGUGUUGGAUUCCCUAAAAUCAAGUGCAUAGGACCUGUGUCAGAAGUGAUUACUACUACAUUGCCAGUAUCCUCUCAGAAAACCCCAACAACCACUACUACAGUAUCAACCUCUGCCACAACAACAUAUCCAUCUUCUUCCUUAGCAUCUACUGUUACAUCUACCAACUUCACACUGAAAAUAGCGCCGACAAUACUUACUAAAAGAUCCAACAAUUUAAAAUUUGAAUGUGUUCCUCUUGAAGAUUUUCCAGAAUGUAAUGAUUUUGGUUUUUUUGAAACAUCUUUACCAAAUAAUGUUUUUAACUGCCAUACUGUAGACUGCUUACGUCAGUGGUUUAAAGAGAUUGCUGGGAAAAGUAUUGAAAGCGGCUGCACUUUAGACAACAGUUUUUUCUGUGGAUAUGUUUUCCCUGGCUGUGAUAAACAAGAUGAUAAUUUCCCUUUAUUUUCUUGUAGAGAAAGCUGUUAUGAAACUGUUAGUAAAUGUAAAGACCAGAUGGUGUACCAUAUUGACUGUGAACAAUUUUCUCCUGAGGAGGACAAUAGAACAGCAUGCAUUAAGGCUGAACAAAAACCAGUAUACCAAGAAUGUAUGGCCCAGACAUACUCCUACUGCCGUAGUGAAGGCUUUGAUGUGACAACCAAAACAUCUGACUUUGCUUCAAAUUUUACAGAGCUUAUCAAAAACUUCGAUGUUUUUGCUCUACCCACUAUCCAGAGUAAUUGUUCCACUUUGACCAAAUUUUUGUAUUGCGGUUUGUUCUUUCCCAAAUGUGGACAAGGGGGAGAACUUGUGUAUCCAUGUAGAAAGUAUUGUGAAGUUGUUUUCUCUGGUUGCCUUAAGGAAUCUUUUGUACUGGAUUGUACUGACACAUUUAAAGAUCAAGACUGCUUGCACCCAAAUACUUUAAUUAGUACAACAACAGAUUUACCAGCAACAACAACAACAACACCAAAACCAGCUAUAUGCCAGGCCUUCAAUUUCUCUAUAUGCACCAAGAUUGGCAACUCACAAACUGGCUUUCCCAACUUGUGGGGAGAUGAAGCCAUUAGUUCAUUCAACAAACUUACAGAGACAGCUGGUUGCUCCAAGAAUAUUUUGUUCUAUGCAUGCAUAAUGCUCUUUCCAUUCUGUGAAAGUGGUGGAAGCUACAAAAAGCCCUGCUCAUCUUUAUGUGAAGAGGUGAAUGACAACUGCUCUGCAUUACUCUUCAAUCAGGAUUGUAUGGAGCUCUCAGAACCUGACCAAGGCAAAUGUUUCAGUGCCCCUCAACCAAAAACAAAAAAAGUUUGCAGUGCAACAGAGUUUUCUUGUCAAUUUAUUGAUAAUUGUGUCAACCAAUCAUCUCUAUGCAACAAGAAAAAUGACUGUGGGGAUUGGUCAGAUGAAAAGGAUUGUGAGUGUAAUAAAGACUUUGAAGUCAAGUGCAAAAUGGGAAUGUGUAUUCUAAGUUACCAAAAGUGUGAUGGUGUAUACCACUGCCCGGAUAACAGUGAUGAGCUCAACUGUGCUUGUCCCAAAAACCAGUACCAGUGUAAGAAUCAGACUACUUGUAUAAUGCCUGAAUGGAUAUGUGAUGGCCAAAAAGAUUGUUUAAAUGCUGACGAUGAGGCUAAUUGCUCCAUGUGUAAAGAGGAUGAAUUCACUUGUUCUGAUUCCAAGUGCAUCUCACUGAAACAACGCUGUGAUGGAACUUUUCAAUGUGCUGAUGUUUCUGAUGAAAUGGAAUGCAUUUUUCCCAGCACUGAUGAGGAUCCACUACAAGUAAUUGUAGAAAGAUUUGGAUAUUUUGUAUGUGUGUCAGAUUUUACUGAAGCAGCUGGGCAGGAAGCAUGUCUUAAAUUGGGACAAAGAGAUUUGGACACUUUUUACUCAAAGAAUGUGGAACCUGGGAAUGAAGAGAACUAUUACUUCCAACUGAAUCCAAAUGGAAACUUGUCGAGUGUUCUUGGGCGAGGAAUGCUUGUGAAAACAUGCAAUCCAGUGUAUGUACAGUGUAUAAAUAAAGAAUGUGGUCAUCCCAGCCUCAAUGGACCUAAAUACGUUAUCAAUGGCAAAAAUGCUCUACCUGGUUCAUGGCCUUGGCUAGUCUCCAUCAAGAAAUAUGUCCUACAUAUCUGUGGUGGGGCCAUUAUCCAUCCAUACUUUAUUCUUACUGCUAGUCACUGCAUUGAGGAGGUCCUGGACUUUGAUCAUAUCUAUGUGACCUCCGGUACUGUAGACUUGAUCAAUCUUGGACAGCAUGGGAAGGUUCAUCAGGUCAGAAAAGGUUACAUGCAUCCAGAAUACACCAGGUUCAAGAAACAUGAUGUUGCACUCCUGGAGCUGAAAAAGCCCCUCAUCUACAAUGAUUAUGUCAAGCCUUUAUGUUUGCCAGAGCAAAAAGAUGUAUUUACCAGGAGGAACUUUUGUUACUUGGCUGGAUGGGGAUACACAUCAUGGAAAGCCAACUUUCCUUCUGACUACCUGCAAGAAAUCAAAUUAACAUUGUGGGACACUGAGAAAUGUAACAGCAGCUAUAUGUGGGGAGGCUUCCUGCAGGAAAAUGAAAGAUGUGCUGGUUACUUCAAUGCCCUAAGAGGUGCCUGUGUUGGUGACAGUGGGAGUCCAGUGUCUUGUAAAGAUGAGACUGGCACCUACAAAUCAGUCGGUAUGGUCACUUAUGUAUCAAAAGAUUGCACUGAUUUAGGAAGGCCUAUGGUAUUUACUUCGACUGCACCAUAUCAGGAUUGGAUCAACAAUAUUACUGAUUGCAAGUUCAGUUGCUCCAAUGGCAUGUCUUUAUUUGAAGAAUCUUUGCUUUGUAACAGGAUAGAUGACUGUGGUGACAAUAGUGAUGAAACCAUACCAUGUGAUGUCAAUUUCAAUUGUUCAUUCAGUGAUAAUUUUAUAUGUGGCUAUAAAUCAAAUUGGAAACUUAUAAAUGCUUCAGCGUUCUAUGCCAUCAACAGGCUUCCUUUGUAUGAUCACACACUAGGUAACAACAGAGGAAAAUUUCUGGUCAGUUUUGUUAGGCAAGAAGAUCUCAUUUCACGUAAACUCAUUUUAACAAGCAAUCACUGCAUGAGAUUUCACUUCCACAUGAGAGGAAGAAUAAAAGAAGGAUGGACAGUCUCUGUUAGGAAAAUUUUGGACACCAUGACCAAAAUCUAUGAUUUUGAAAAGAUUUUGCAGCCAGAUUUCUGGCAAAUGGGUUUAAUUGAUUUUACUCCUGGUGACUAUGAGGUCUACUUCAGAUCAUUUGAUGUACAGAAAAUCGCUGUAGAUGAUAUUCUGCUACUCAACAGUUCCUGUGCUGAAAUGAAAUGUCUUGACGGAGAAUUUUUGUGCAGUACCUAUGGACAGAAAAAUUGUCUUCCCAUGGGUGUUCGCUGUAACUAUAUAGUAGACUGUGAUUACUUCUCUGAUGAACUGAACUGUUCAGCCCCAACCUUUUGGUGUGAUUUUGAAAAUGGUUUGCUAUGUGGCCUGAUGCAGGACUCUUUAGACUCUGAUAUUACAGAAUGGCUCAUGGUUGACUCUUCUGUCUCACCUUUGAAACAACCAAACCCCUAUUACAACAUUUCAUCAGGACUUAUGAUUAUGAUUGACACUCUAAAUAUGAUAGAGAAGGAUGAGGUGAAAAUGUCACAGGUUAUCCAACUUCUUCCUGAUGAGUUUUGCCUAAGGCUGUUCUAUGCUUCCACAUCACCAGCUACCUUCAUGAUUAAUCUGACCAGGGGAAAUGAUGUCCAGACUUUAGUCAAGUUUACUGAUAGACAAACCAUAGUGUGGACUUCACUCUAUGCCACUAUCCCAUCCUCCAGUGCUAAGGAGAGGGCUCUACUAACAUACAUAGUUCAGGGUGAUAAGCUAGGCUCACAGACCAUAACAAAAUAUAUCAUGAUAGAUGAUAUUUCUAUAACCCAAGGCAGAUGUCCUCCAUUCUCUUGUCCUGGCCAAUUGUUUGAGUGUACUGAUGAGUCCUACUGUAUUCCACCAGAGAAAAUCUGUGAUAGAGUUGUAGACUGUAAAAGCUACACAGAUGAAAAGAAUUGUGAGUGCACAGAUCAAGAAUUUAAAUGUCCUAAUCAAAUGUGCAUUCCAAAAAGUAAAACUUGUGACUUGGUCAAUGAUUGUAGUGAUGGAAGUGAUGAGGGUUCUAUCUGUGAUAAUAAGCGUUCUAUAUCGUGUGACUUUGAAGAUGUUUUUAUGUGUGGCUACAAGACCAAUACUUCCACAAACCAGUUCAGUUGGGGAAGGGCUGCCAAUAAUACUGGGGACAAGAAUGGACCACCUUCUGAUCACACACAUCUUUACAAAAGUCAACUCCAAGUUUCAGGUCACUAUGUUGUGGUCAACAAUCUCAAUAAUGGAACAUCAUUCACUGCUCUCAACUCAUUCCCAUUUAUAUCCAAUGGCAGUGGAUUCGUUUUCUAUUACUUUGCAUAUAAUUUUAAUAGUUUUGUUCCUUAUGUACAAGAAUGGGAAUUAUUCCUUGUGGUCACUGAUCUAAACUCCAACCAACAGGAAGUCCUUUGGUCAACCAAGCCAUCCAGUAACAACUUUUGGCUGGCUGGCUGUGUCAUGCUUCCUAAAGGAAAUAUCUUCAUAUCUUUUGUCGCUUCUAAAGCAAAUACCUACACAACAUUCUUUGCCUUGGAUGAUUUGGAACUAUUGUCAGACAGCUGUGAAUUAAAUUUAACUGCCGAGAGCAGAAUAAAGAAGAACCAAAUAGCUGAUGAUGCUGACAUAUUGACACCCAGUACUAAAGAUUGCCCGAGCACACAGAGGCCUUGCAGAAACAACAUGUGUAUCCCCAGCCAGUUUUUCUGUGAUGGACAUAGCAAUUGCCCUGAUGGUUCAGAUGAAUUGAAUUGUACCACGACUUAGAGAGACUCAUAGUGCCUUAUUGAUGAACAUUUCUUCAAGAAUGGGAACAUUUUAUUUUUUUUAUAUUUUUAUGCUUAUCAUUUUUUUUCUAGGAAGCUCAAAAAUAAAUUAUUUGUUAUUUAUUAUUUCAAGGUAAUAUAUUUAUUUUAUUGCUGCAAGCAAUUUAUUCUUAUAAUGAAAGUGACAUUGAAAGUAAGUUUUUCUUUUUCAUUAUAUUCUUGUCUCUAUUUCAACAUUCUAAGAAGCAGAUUGGGGUCCAGAGCACUGUUGUUGAAAAUGUUGUCAAUCUAUUAUGUUACUGUUAUAAUAUUAAAAGGCUAUAUGUAUAUUAAGUAUUGAGUCAGACCUAGUUCUCAUGCACUUUGACUGUUACUGAAUAAUAUUUAAACCAAAAAGAGUAUUGUAUGUUACUGUUUCUCAUCUCCCAACUCUCAAUUAUUGACAAUGUAUCUUUUCUCUUGAGUGAGACCAUGCUGUAUUUGUGAUUGUCAAAACAUUUUUAUUUCUUCUAUAAAUAAUGUUAUAUUUUUGUUAGUUUAUGUAUGUGCUAAAACUAUAAUGAAUUGAAUCUUAGUUGUAACAGUAAAAACACAAAAAAAGGCCAGUAAUUAGUACAUUUGGUGAUAUUAUCAAAACAUUUUUUGUUAAGUCCCUUUUUUCUUUGUAUCUAAAUAUUCUUCUAUGUCCCUUUUUGACAGUAAGGGCUUAAUCAGUUGUUUUUAAAACAAAGUUUAAGUCAUAGAUAAAUAACUUCAAUUAAAACAGUCUACAUACUGUCUAUAUGUAGGCAUGUGUCUUUUGUGAUUUUUUUUUUUAUUUAGUAAUUUCUAACUCAUGUUUGCUUACAACGCUGUGCAUAAAUUUUUGUCACGUUAUUUCUUUUAAAAUUAUAGUUACAUUUAUUACAAAAUACAAUAGGAACAGAACAGUUUUUAAUUUAAAACUUAGUCAUAGUUUUAUUCUUCUUCAUUGCAAUACCAACAUUCAAGAGGUCUGAAUACAGUAAUGAAUGCACAGUUUUAGUUUUGUUUCCCCUUUUGUCACUGUCUCAACUUAACCUGCUGAUUUGAUAAAUAUUUACUAUAAUCUAAAGUACAAUAGCUAGAAGAAUGGCUUCAGUUUAUGUUUUGCUUACAAGAGGAUACAUUAUUAAUCAAAAUUAAUCCAUUUUGUUUAGAAAGACAAUAGUUGAGCUUUUAAAAAGAAAUGAAAAUGACCAUAUUACUAAUAACACAAUUUUUUUUUCUUUUAAGUUAAAUUAUAAACUAAACAAAAAGAACCAUAAAACUAGUCCUGUUUUUUUUCUGCAUUCAUUAAUUUUUUUAACUGAUAUUGCAGACAUACGAGAACAUUGCAAUGGAAUUAGUAGAGUUUGAUUUUCUGGUGUACAAGUUACUGGCAAAGUAUAAAAUCAAGGUAUUCUAGAGAAUGCCUAAAGUUUUCAGUCAAAUAUGGAAAUAACUUGAAUUUUUGUAAAUACUGUUUUUUAAUAUUUUUAUCUAAGACCAUUUUUAACCUAUUAUUAUAGAAACUGCACAAAACAAAGAAUUAUGAUUUUAAAAAUUAAAUAAAGUAAAAAUAAAAUAAUCAUUUUGUUUGAUUUUUACAAAGAAAUUCUAUAUAAACACUUGACACCCUUAGACUUGUCUACAUACUCAGUUUGUCUACAAAUAAAAAAUGUACAAAGUGAUUUAGUCUUUUUUAUUUCAAAACAUUUGUUAAUUUACACACAAAGACCUCAUACAACAGAGCUGAUGUCAGCAUUGUAGUAGCAGGGUCAAGUGGUAUUUCUGUUUAGACUAUUGGCAAAUAGGAAGAUUAUGCCAAAAAACUUGCAUUAUCAGCCAAGUUAUUCUCUUCUUUGCUGUAACCUAUACAUUGCAUCAGACAUAAUGGUGCUACUGAUGUGUAUUCAGUUCACACAUGUAUUUAGAUUGCUUUGUUUGUUGUUUAUAGCAUCAAAAUAGGCUUGCUUCAGAAAACAUUGUGAUUUGUGAUAAAAAAAAAGGCUUUGUGGAUAAUGUUAAGUAUCUUUUGUAAUGGUAGCAAUGUUUUCUCUACUUCAUCAACAGAUUUUUUUAAACUUCUACUUUCAAAGAUGUUUUUUUGAGGUAUCUAAUGAGUUAAAUAGUAGUUAAAUAGUAGUUUCUAUGGUUUUAUCACAUCUCUUUUGAUCUUCUGACAGGUUCUUUUAACUGUCAAUGAGAUCAGAAAAAAAUAUUGUUGGUUAAAUUUCUCUAAGUCCCAGUACCACAUUUUGAUUACCUCACUCAGUGUUUUAUUUCAACAAUGUGACAGCUAGUUUUAUUUCAUGGAACAAUUCAUUGAAACCAAUAGGUAUACAAUCAAAAGUUAUUUGAUAUCUGCUACAAGUGCCCAUCGUUAAAGAUUAACAUUUUGUUUUUUUUAAAUUGUUUUUCAGAAGCAAAAAAAGAUACUAUUUUGUAUACUAUUUGCAAAGAAAGAAAAAUGCAGUAUUUUAUGUGGCUGUGCAUCUGUGACAUACAAUUGUAUUCAUAAAAUAUUGACUAGUCCAGUUUUAAGAGUCUAGUUAUUACCAUGACAGAAGCAUGCAACAUUGUUUUCAAGAUGUGAUGGUAGUGCUUCCACUUGUAUAUAUUAUUUGAUCAUUUUGACAGCCAUUUUUUUUUAAACUUGAUCAUGUGCUAUAUUGUACCAUAUUAAAAUAUGGAUGUACAUACUAUUUCAUUAGAACUAUAUUCCAAUGCUUUUUAAUCAGUUUUGAAAUGAUACUAUGUUUAGAAAAAUAAAGUAACUUUCUCCAACCUA